AGAACACGCCUGCAAGACGCUAACCACAGUUUGUGGCCUGUAGUAAAAGUUCAGGCGAUGGUGGUGAUUUCAGGUCUGCAGGGUUCCGGGAGCAGAUUAGUUUUUGGUGUCACUUAAUCCGAGUGGCCCUUCCGCAAUCGGAGCCCUCAUGGGGCAGAGGUGGUAUAAACCUGCUUAAGGGGCCCUGGCUCACAGAGGCUGCAGAAUGGAGCCAGUGGGAGCCAAGCUGCUGCUGCUGUGGGCGAUGUGCUUCGGGCACACCAGAGCGGUUGGUUCCAGAAGCUACACCCAAGUCAUCGAGGUGACCAAUGGGGGUCCCUGGGGCGACUGGGCCUGGCCCGAGAUGUGUCCUGAUGGAUUUUUCACCAUCGGAUUCUCCAUCAAGGUGGAGCCCCUGCAAGGCAUUCCUGGAGACGACACGGCAAUGAACGGGAUUCGGCUGCACUGCUCCCGUGGGCACAAAGUGGAGUCCGAGUCCGGAAGGUGGGGCGCAUGGAGCGAGCCGCUGUGGUGUCCCCAUGGCAGCUUCCUCGUGGCUUUCUCACUCCGAGUGGAGGCACCCAAGACCCUUGGGGACAACACGGGCGCCAACAACGUGCGCUUCCGCUGCUCCGACGGCAAGGAGCUGGAGGGGCCUGGCCUGGCCUGGGGAGACUUUGGAAGCUGGAGUGAGCCGUGUCCUAAAGGCAUAUGCGGUUUGCAGACCAAGAUCCAGCGGCCUAGAGGCCUCCCGGACGACACCGCGAUGAACGACGUGCGUUUUUUCUGCUGCAGCAGCUGAUCCCUUCGCCUCGGCUCCCGGCCCCACCUCCGGCUGUCUCACCUCCCGAAUUAAAGCUUCCCGUCAUGGCUUUGGUGUCAUUUGUUUUAGGCAUAGCAAACUGCAUCUCCCUGUCUCCUAGCCUAGCACUGGGCCAGGCUGAAAUUCAGGUUUGGCUCAGGAGUCCAUGGCAGGCUCCCCAAAGUUACGGACCUUUAGUCACUUCCAUUUGCAUACAAGUGAAGGAAGUCCCUGGCUCUCUGAGGGCGUCUGCAUACACAUCAUGCCCAUUAAAUGCCCAGGUUAUUUAUUUUCUGAGCCACCAGUGACCUCAGGUUAAGAAACUUCUACCAAAUUAGGAGGCGACAUGUUACCACACCUUCAGGCUUCAUUUUCUAGAGCUUAAUUGGUUAACGUGUCUUUUCCAUAGUUGUCCCCUCCCCACCUCCCUCCCCUCUACACAACUCCAAGGGUGGCUUUUCUGUAUACUGAUUCCCAUUUUGGAUCUUUGCCCUCAAUAUUCUCUCUGCGUGGGAUCCCUCAGCAUCCAGGUGGUUAGCCCACAAGCAGACUUCAGCUCUAAUUUCACUUCCUCAGAGUUUAUAUCUAUCCCAUUAUCAAUGUGUUGUUAUUUUUUAAUCUUCACCUGAGGAUAUGUUUUACUGAUUUUAGAGAAAGGGUUCCCUGUCCUGAGCAUGUGCCAAGGGGGACUUGCAAAGGGCUCAUUAGGCCCAUGUGGACGUAGCACUCUCGAAGGCAGGUCUGACCUACAUGGGGAGAGGCACAGAAUGGGGUAGUGAAGGCGAAAAUACCAGCUAAGCCUUGCUCAGUCUCUUUGAAAUGGUAGGGGGGAGAGAGAGAGAGUUGGUUACCUGCCUCUAGUAUGAGUCCCCACCAGGAUUGAGCCUGUAACCUAGGUAUGUGCCCUGACCCAGAAUCCAAAGAGCAGGCAACCUUUGGGUGUACAGGACUACGUUCCAACCAACUGAGCCACACUGGUCAGGUCGCAACGAGCUUUGUAAAAGUGCUUAUCAUCAGCUGAUCUUUUAAAAAUUGCCAAUUUUCCACCCUGGAAUGUUAAAUUGAGAGCUUGUUUGGAGGUUCUAGCAGGGGAGCGCAGCUACUCGUAUACCCUUACCGAAGACGGGUCCUUUCCUCUGGGGGGAUGCACAUGGAUUGGUGAGGGAGGAGGGGGACACCCGCCUAGCCAGCCAGAUCAGCCCUGGUGAUCAAUGAGGUGACAAAUGUCGCAGCCAGAUCGCCCUCACAUCCUGGAAUGUUAAGUUGAGAGCCCAGAACUUGUCUGUCUUGUUAACUUCGGUAUUUCCGGUGCACACUAAUAGCUCAAUAACUAUUUGCUGCCCUGGCCCUCCUGGCUCAGCUGGUGGGAGCCUGGUGGGUGCACUAAGAGAUGGUUCCUUCCCGGUUGGGGCACAUACCCAGAUUGCAGAUGGAUCCUGGCUGGGGUGCGUGGGUGAAGCAACCAAUUGAUGUUUCUCUCUGGCAUCCAUGUUUCUCUUUCUCUUCCCCUCCCUCUCUCUCAAAUCAAUGAAAAAUGAUAAAUAAAAAAUUUAAACUCAGGCUUAAAAAAUAACUAUUUGCUAAGAAAAUAAGUGGGGUGCAGGAGCCCCACACAGGGGAGCCACAAGCCCCGCCUCGGACACUCCUCACAUAGGGCAGGAUCUGAGAUGCGCAA
This is a messenger RNA of Myotis daubentonii (Daubenton's bat), 2456 nucleotides long. It is a transcript of the gene VMO1, whose product is annotated as vitelline membrane outer layer 1 homolog. The record is from RefSeq and is a predicted model, not a curated record. NCBI's taxonomy places the organism in Eukaryota, Metazoa, Chordata, Mammalia, Chiroptera, Vespertilionidae.